Fusarium tjaetaba is the source of this 600-nucleotide messenger RNA. RefSeq lists its product as uncharacterized. The transcript has 2 exons. The record is from RefSeq and is a predicted model, not a curated record. NCBI's taxonomy places the organism in Eukaryota, Fungi, Ascomycota, Sordariomycetes, Hypocreales, Nectriaceae. The coding region runs from base 1 to 600 and encodes 199 amino acids.
AUGCGAUUCCCAAUCUUCACGUCCAUAGUCUUCACUCUCGCAACUCACUCAGCUACCGCUCUCAAGCCAUGGAACAGCACGAUUCCCGAAUCCAUUGAUGAAGAAUGUCGCCAGGCUCUUACGUCAGACAUUGACUGCCCUUUCUUCCUCGGUCGAGAUUCGAUAGAGAAGGGACAUUAUUUGAAGGACCCAGCAGCAGCAGCAGCAUACUGUUCAUCGUCAUGCCGCUCUUCUCUUAGGCAAUACUUUUUCAAUUAUUCGAGGGCGUGCUACGAAUCAGACCUUCCGGAAGGUCUUCCAGGGCCGGACGAAACAGUAGAAUACGUGAUGUCGAUUUUCGGGACACAGGAGUAUCUUUGUGUUGCCGACGAGGACGGGCUUUGUCUCGGAGCAUUUUACAAAGAGGAGCGGGAUUUCUGUUCGGAAUGCGGACUCAAGCUGGCGGGUAUAAGCGCCAUGCUCGACUUAAAGAAGCCUCUAAAUAUCAGCUCUAAACAGUUCAUGUGUUUGCAAAAGAAUUGUGCAAAGGAUGAAAAUGGUUUCUUGGCCAAAGAUGAUGGAAAGGCCAAGUUAGAGAAAUUCUUUAGAGAAUUACUAUAA